Anolis carolinensis (green anole) is the source of this 2079-nucleotide messenger RNA. RefSeq names its product fatty acyl-CoA hydrolase precursor, medium chain. Lineage: Eukaryota; Metazoa; Chordata; Lepidosauria; Squamata; Anolidae. The transcript is spliced from 14 exons. The record is from RefSeq and is a predicted model, not a curated record. Bases 79 to 1788 code for a protein of 569 amino acids.
CUCCUCCUCCUGCUCUCCUUCUCUUCUUCUUCUUUUGCUUCUUCUGUCGCUUCUGCUCCUGUUCCUGCGAGGAGGAAGAUGCCGUCGGUGGGCUGCUUGUCCCUCCGGGGCCCCCUCUUCCUCCUCCUCCUCCUGUUCGUGGGCGUCUCCGCCGGAGAAGGCGACUCCCCUCCGGAGGUGCAGACGGGACAGGGGUCCCUGCGUGGGCAACGCCUGCAUGUCCCAGGGUCGGAGCGCCCCGUGGAUGUCUUCCUGGGGGUCCCCUUUGCCCCCCCUCCCCUGGGACCCCUGCGCUUCUCCCCCCCGGGGGCCCCACCGUCGUGGACCGGAACCCGGGAUGCCCAGGCCCACCCGCCCAUGUGUUUGCAGGAUCCCGUCACGGGGCAAGUCCUGUCGGAUGCCUUUACCAACAAGAAGGAGAAGGUCUCCUUGGACGUUUCCGAGGACUGUUUGUACCUCAACAUCUUCUCUCCGGUCCGUGCGGACAAGGAGGCAAAGAAGCCGGUGAUGGUUUGGAUCCACGGCGGGGGUCUUCUCCUGGGGGCAGCCUCCACUUACGACGGGUCCGCCUUGGCCGCCUUUGAGGAUGUGGUGGUGGUGGCCAUCCAGUACCGGCUGGGCAUCCUUGGCUUCCUCAGCACCGGCGAUGACCACGUUCCCGGGAACUUGGGUUUCCUGGACCAAGUGGCGGCUCUCAAGUGGGUCCAGGGGAACAUCGGACACUUUGGGGGUGACCCGGGAUCCGUGACGAUAUUCGGAGAGUCGGCAGGAGGCUUCAGCACUUCUGCUCACGUUUUGUCCCCUCUGUCCAAGGGUCUUUUCCACAGAGCCAUCUCCGAGAGCGGCGUUGCUGCCAUGGAUGUCAUCGUAGAUCUCCAUCCAGAAAGGCUCGCAAAGAAAAUUGCCCAAACUGCCGGUUGCCAAGCCUUCGAUUCUGCCGAGAUGCUCCGUUGCCUCAAGGGAAAGACGGCAGAAGAAAUCUUAGAGACGACUCUCAAGAUGGAGUUCACCCACCUGCCCUUGGAGGACAAUGAUCAGAAGACGCUCUUCAUGCCUGCCGUGGUGGACGGCGUGUUUUUACCGAAGCGCCUGCUGGAUGAGAAGGGGGGCGGCAACGGCGUGCCCUACAUCAUCGGCGUCAACAACCAUGAAGCGGGGUGGCUCAUCCCCAGCAUGAUCCAUUUACCAGACUUAGACAAGGGCUUCGACAGGAAGACGGCCGAACUCAUCCUGCGCAGCAGCGCAGAGACCAUCAUGAAAACUGCCCACGAACACCACCACAUCAUUGUCAAUGAAUACCUGAAGGACAUCCAGGACCCCCUUCAGCUCCGAGACCAGGUCCUGGAAGCCCUUGGGGACGUGGUCUUUGUGGCGCCUGCCAUCCGCACCGCCCGGCACCAUCGGGACGCUGGCCACCCGACUUACGUCUAUGAGUUCCGGCACAGCCCCAGUUGGCACGCGGGCCUGAGGCCGGACUUCGUUCAGGCAGACCACGGCGACGAGGUUUUCUUUGUCUUUGGGAAGCCCUUCUUAGCAGGUGAAGGCACCGAGAAAGAGAGAACUCUUAGCAAAACAGUUAUGAAAUACUGGGCCAAUUUUGCUCGCAACGGGGACCCCAAUGGGCCUGGUCUCGUGACCUGGCCUUCCUACGGCCAGGAGGAGCAGUACCUGGACAUUGGCUUGAAGCAAAAGGUGGCCAAGAAGCUGAAAGAGAAGCAGGUUCGCUUCUGGACCCAGACUUUGCCUGAAAAAGUUGCAGAAGGGAGAGAGGGGCACAGUGAGCUCUGAGCCUUUCCCCCCCAUUGGGGUUCCUGCUUCUCCCCAUAGGAUUCUCUGGGUCUGUGUCCAUCGAUCGCAGGACACUGGGAGAGGAAGGCAAGGAGAAGAGGGUUAAACACUGGAUUUGGUGCUUUUGAAUAACUUGUUUGCUUUUCUAGUGAAAGGUUAAAUGCCAUCACCUCUUUUUUGGCACUCAUUUCUGUACAAUCUUCGAUGCUUCCGGUUUCUGUGUGUAACGGGAUCAGGCCAAACACAUGAAACCUUUUCAUAAGUAAUUAAUAAAAAGACACUCUAUUAUUA